GGAGGAGGCGGCACGGCGCUCUUUCUCCGCUCUGCUCCUCGUCUUUGUCUCAGUCUUUGUUCAGCCAUGCCGAGCCUGCUGGUGCUAGCGGGGAUCAUGGAGAAAAGCGGCGGCGGCUACGGCGCGGAUCUGGCCGCCGGUUACGGGAGCGACGCGUCGGCUCUGCUGGUUCCGCCCGACGAAGAGGAGGAGGAGGACGAAUCGCGGCGGGCGCUGCGGGUCGCGCUGGGCCAGCUGUCCCUGCUGGGUCUCGGGGAGGGCGAGGGGGACGGAGGAGCCCCCAACCCCGGGCUCCAGGACCGGAGCAACAACAACAAUAACCUGGCGGGUCUGCUGCUGCCCGGGAAGGGGAAGCUAAGCGCCCUGUACGACAGCCCGCCCUCCCCCGUCGGGGACAGCAACAAGGGACGGGGCUGCAACAUCACGGAAUGCGUGCCGGUGCCCAGCUCUGAACAUGUGGCCGAGAUAGUGGGGCGGCAAGGUUGCAAGAUCAAAGCUCUGCGAGCCAAGACCAACACCUACAUCAAGACGCCGGUGCGCGGCGAGGAGCCCGUGUUCCUCAUCACGGGCCGCAAGGAGGACGUGGCGCUGGCCCGGCGCGAGAUCAUCUCGGCGGCGGAGCACUUCUCCAUGCUGCGCGCCUCCCGCAACAAGCUGGGCAUCUCCUUCAGCGGGUCCCCUCCGGCGCCGCUGCCGGGCCACACCACCAUCCAGGUGAGGGUGCCCUACCGCGUGGUGGGCCUGGUGGUGGGGCCCAAGGGCUCCACCAUCAAGCGCAUCCAGCAGCAGACGUGCACCUACAUCGUGACGCCGAGCCGGGACCGCGACCCCGUGUUCGAGAUCACCGGCUCGCCGGGCAACGCCGAGCGCGCCCGCGAGGAGAUCGAGGCGCACAUCGCCUUCCGCACCGGCGGCCUGCACGACCACAACAACGAGAACGACUGUCUGGGCGGCGGCGGCGGGGGGGACGGGGGCGGCAGCCCCGUGCUGGAGAGCCGGCUGCAGCAGGUGUGGGGGGGGCUGGCGGCCGGGCGGAAGCCCCUCGCCAGCAGCUACCGGCAGAACUUCCCGGACGGCGUGGCGGGCGAGAAGAGCGGCUCCUUUCUCGGGGUCGGGGACGGGGUCCAGAGCUGGGCGGAGCCCGACAAGCAGGUGGCCUUCUUCCCCCAGCAGCGCUCCAAGAGCUUCGGCGGCCUGCCCCCGCUGGCCCGGCUGUCCCCCGGCCUGGGCGCGGGCCACGCCCACGCGCGGCGGGCCCACAGCGAGCCCAACACCACCGGGGGGGGGUUCCCCGGGAGGAUGGUGGCGCCGGACUCCCCGCCGGCCGGCAUGCGGGACUGCAUGACGUGCUUUGAGAGCAAGGUGACGGCGGCGCUGGUGCCCUGCGGCCACAACCUCUUCUGCAUGGAGUGCGCCGUGCGCAUCUGUGAGCGCGGCCAGCCCGAGUGCCCGGUGUGCCACAGCCUGGUGACGCAAGCCAUCCGCAUCUUCUCUUAAAGACACUCACUUCCUGUUUCCUGUUCCGCUCCUCCUCUUCUUCUUCUUCUUCUUCUUCUUCUGGUGCAUCGCCUGCUCAUCCUUCUUUACGUUCUUUUCAAAACUUUUCUUUUCGUUGUUUUUCACUAAAUCUCCAAACGACCAAGCAGAUAUUUUAGAACUGCUUGAUUUACUAAAAACAUAUAAGAAAUAUUUUUUAGUUUUUCUUUUAUAUAUAUAAAUAUGCAUAUAUAUUUUAUAAAGGUUUUGUUUAUACAAGAAGUAUAGUACCUUGCUUUUUCUGUUUUUUAUAACUACUGCUGUUUUCAUUCAGGAAAGUACAGUAGUGUAAUUUUAUUCUUGAAAUAUUUUAUCUUAUCAUCAAGUGGUUUUAUACGAGAGGCAAUGUGUUAUUAGAACCAAUUUAAAAAUACGAUUUAUGGCACCUUAGAAUCAUCUCCAUCUAAAUAGGAUUUUCAAUCAUAUGUUUAAACUUACGAUGGUCAACGUAAGACAUUUAUCGAAAGUUUUCUUUGAAUUAUUUCCAAAUGUACGUUUAUUAUUAGUUUCAAAGUCUGAAGGAUGGUUCGGCCGUAGGACUGUCCUGGCGAUAUUUAUGGUAGGAAACAAGAUAUUUAGGUACUGUUUGACAAAGUGACGUGUGAAGGUUUCACUUUCUUUAGGCAGGAAUUUGUCAAGUCAGUCAAGGAGUCAAACACUUAUCUUGAGUCCUCGUUGGUUCUGAGAGUCUGUAGGACCGAACGCAUAGACGGCGUGGAGCAGGUGUUCUAACUCUACCCCCCCGCCCCCCUGUCCCUCUUCAUAGCGACCCACAAUGCACUGCGUCUGCGCUUGGGGUGUAUUGUUGCAGUGUAUUGUUGGGGGCCAGCCGUGGCGUGGGGCCCAGUAGGGGCCUGCGGGGGCCCGACACGGUCGUCAUGACGAUUAGGGAAAUGGCCCCCGCCAGGUGGGGCCCGUCCCUUGCCCCCUUUUCUCUCGGAACACUCAGCAGACGCCAGACUCAUUCAGUAACGCCACUUUUAUCUUUCAACAUUAAAGAGUCACAGCGUCGGAUCAAACAGAAACAGUUCACGAACCAAACGUAACACCUGUACGCGCGCACACACACACACACACACACACACACACACACACACACACACACACACACACACACACACACACACACACACACACACACACACACACACACACACACACACACACACACACACACACACUGUGUGGCACUAGUGUCCCUAAGAAAAUCAGGGGCCAGCCUUGGGAUUCCUCAAAGAGCUCCGAAAAUUGUAAUUGAAAGGAAAGCAUAGGAUUCCCAUCAAGGCUGAAAGACCUUUCCCAGUCAUACACACAACACAGAUACACACAUACGACAACACACUCUCUGAAAGACAUUUCACAGUCCUACACCCAACACAGAUACGCACAUACUAAAACACACACACUCACGUAAACAUACAGACACGCUUACACAAAUACAUGUCUUAGGUUGUUCUUAUUUUAUGAAUCAUUUUUAUAUAAACAGAUCCAUUUCAAAACUGAGACCUCCGCAUGCAAACAUCAUCGUUACCUAUGCGAUAUAAAUAAACUACAUAUACAAUUGAACAAACAAUACAUAUAAAUUACACAACGACACAUUGCCACGGUAGCUGAACUGUUUCUGCCUUAAUUCUUAGUUUCUCCAAAAAAAAAUAUGAACAUUAUUAAAGAAAGGGUAGCUUCCUACAGCCUUGUGAGUAAAAGAAUGUGAACAAAAUUAAACACUUUACGUGACAUGUAAAGGAAUGCACCUUAUUGAAAGAAUAUAGAUUUCCAUGAAACCAAACUGACCAUCGAUGGUGAAUAUUUUAGCUCCCCUACCUCUUGUGUUACAAUUGUUGUUCCCCGGUGUAGGGCUAGAGGGCGCUGUCUUUGAUCUGACAUCCUAGUGUUUUCCUAAGGCGAGAUAGGUUCCUUAUUGUAAGCAACCGUAAUGGCCACGGGAGGCCCACGAUAGGCAGACUCAUUGUUUCCAUUUAUGUUUUGCAAUGCAUUUCAUAAACACAUCCCCUGAGACACUUGAUAGCAAAAAAAUAUGAGAACAUAGUACUAUGUAAAUGGUUAAUCUUACUCAAAAUAUUUAAAUAAGAAACAUAUUAAAAUAGUCUAUGAAAAGCAAAGAACCCAGUAUAAAGAUACAUGUUGUAUUCCAUUGAACAGCCUGAUGCUCACUACUGACCUCGCGGCCAGUAGCCCAGUGGUAGACUCCUGUGGAGGGUGAAACAGCAAUAAUAUGGUCAGACUCUGCAAAAGAGUACAAUUUGGUCUUACUUUGAAACUAAAAACGACGACAUUGACUGUAUCUUGUUCUCCAGCCUCACAGGGGGGACACACACUUUUGAGUUUUAUACUUUUUGAGGCUGCAUGUCAAUGGAAUAUCGCUCGUUGUGUCCUGAACAUGGGAACCAACCCACUGUCUUUGCGAGUUCCUCCCGCACUGGGGUUCUCUGUGUGAUCCCAGGCGUCGAUGUUCAAUUGCAGGGGUUAUGUUGCCAGGGCUCAAAACAAAGAUUGGACAAAUAUAAAACUUGUUAAUAGAGGAACCUUAGUGAAGAUAUAACUCUAAUCCGGAUGCAGAGGGAUCUAGCCAAUAAGCAACGCAUUCUAGCCCACCAAGUGGUUUGUUUGACGACCGAAAAAUACAGAAUAGAAAUGAAUCUCAGACACAGCCAACUGUUACCCUUUUAGAUGAUUCCCUCCUUGUUAAAUGAGCAAAUUAGAGGAAGCCUUAUUGCAUUAUGAAUCACAUACUUGUGUCUACAAAACUUCUAUUUGCGGUCACAACAUAGGCUGUGAAGGCCCCCGUAGCUGGUGGUUAAAUAGAUCAGCAGCAACAGUCGUUUCCUGGUGGUUCAGUAGAUCGACAGCAACCGUACCGUUUUCUGGUUGUUGAUGAUCUGAGUUUUGGAGUUUGCUCUCCCAUUGGAGAGGCUUCACCUUCUGUUCGGUUCCCUUUCAUUACUUUGUAUUUACUUCAGUAGAAAUAGAAAUGUACGCUCGAGAAAACAUAUCAACUUCUUUCUUUCCUCUUUCUUUUUCUAAAUAUUGACAAUGUUGAGUUUUUUGGGAUUUGAUGGAACUAGACUUCAUGCGAUCAUUUGUUGUUUUUUUAAAAAGAAAAGGUGGAAUGUAACCAAAGAACAAGAAAAACACCUUUCUGAACAGAGGACAUGUGUUUAUUUAUAGUUAAACAAUGCUAUGGCAACCAUGAUUUACUGUAUCGGGAUGUUUGAAAUAAUACUAAUUUAGCACUUAUAAAGACGACGACUUGCUGCCCUGUGAAAGACAAAAUGUAAUGACUUCAUACCAGAACACUCGCUGAGAUGUCGGAGACACAUCUGAUCCAGGGGUGUCCUCUUUAACGCCAGUGUUUGCAGGGGCCUCGUGUUUUCAGGGGUCCCCAAGCCUCCGUGGUUAAUGAGUAUGACUUUGUUUGGGAGACACAACUGCUAUGUUUAAGGCCAUCUCCGGAGGCACUACCGCUAUUCUUAAGUUAAAAAUGCAUGAUAGUAAAACAUAGAAAUGUCAGUUUUAAUACAAAUAAUACCUGUUAGGAAUACAACAACCUGAUCCGUGUGUAUAAAAGCUUUAAGUCCUGAAACUGGAUGAAGGUUGAAAUCUACAUAUUUACCUUGUAGUUUGACUGACUGAUAUUCAAAAGUGAAAUUAUGAUUCUUAUAAACCAUUAAAGUAUAAGGUUCAUUUAUUCAACUCCCCUAGUAUAAGACCCACUUCCAUAUAGAGACCUUGGGAGAGCACAGUAUGGUUCAUUCAUUUCAUCUUAGUGUUAUUUACAACGUUGUAUUAAGAUUACAUGAAUAGUAAUGAUAGAAACUGUUGGUGUUUUUCUUCUCUUUAUAGAAAAAGCUCGUUAUGCAUUUAUGUAAAAUCCCUUCGUAAGCAGUGAUAGGAAUCCCUAAUUCAAUCAAUGCACUUAAGCAAUUUGACCGAGCGUCGAAAUCCUUGCAUUUGAAUGUAAAGAGAUCUCUGCUUCACGCACUUCUUCUGCUUUUUGUUACAUUAUCAGUGAGCUUUAACGUGAUUGUUUUGUUUAUUUAAUUAUUUUUUUAUUGUUGAUGAAUUGAAGUUGAAGAAUUUUGAGGUUUUAGCAUAUAUUUCAGUUCUUCCACGUACAUUUAUAGAUAACUGAAACUAAUAAAAAAAAAAGAACAUAUUACAGUUUUUUCAAAUCUAUUUUGCUAACAUGGGUUAUGGUUUCAUAGAAAGCAGAGGAAAAGUCAGUAUCUGGAUGUUAUUUAUGAAAACAAAACAUAUUUAUGAGUAAUCUUGAGACAUUUGUUUUUUAAUUAAAAGUACAAGAAGUUAAUAUAUUUCUAAACACAGGAAGGCCAGUUUCUACUUAUAAAUAUGAAAAGUUUAGAAGUUUUUUAUUUAUGAAAGUUUCCCAUCUACAUGAGAUAAAUAAAGUUAAGUGAUGUGGCGUCUCCACAACUUCAUACAAGCAUUCUGUCGAAUACCGGCGCACUUGAAAUGGUGUUAAGGACAGAAAAUCAUAGGAUGGUUUUUAGGAUUGGAUUUAUUUUGUGCCUGGAUAUGCAUUUUUCCUGCUUCAGUAGAUCGGAUUUGCUGUUGCCCCCCCAUGUUACCAACCCUUUGCUCUUAAUCUGAACUGACUUCGACUUUUCUUUUAGAACAACAUGUUCACAUGUGGAGAGAUCUCACUCAGUCUUAGAAUAGCAACAAGAGUGGAACGAGCUUCAAGCGGAGGAUCCAAGCCUUAAUAAGAAAGCUUCCCGCUCCGGUGAUAACACACACGAUGGCGACACACCGCACUGUUUAGUUAGUCUACAACUACACUCAGAUACACCUCUUCAGUCAUAGCCGUACUAGUUUGCAUGCAUGUUGUCUGGUCAUGUAGAAAGGGGCAACUAGGCUUGGUGUUGUGGGUUUGACAACGCCGGGUCUUUUGGACCUCUGUAGGUUUCCGUAGUUUAAUCCUCUUUGGACCCCAAGUGGGAGCCCCCCCCCCCCCACCCACGACAGCCUCUUGGCCUGGUUAUACCUGCAGGCCCUGGUGUAGUUCCACCUCCAGAUCCUGGUUUGGUCUACCAGCACUGAGGGUGGGUUUGCACUACCAGUAUCCCCCCGACGGACACCAGUGGUAAUAAUAAAAGGGUGAUGCGAUUCGGAGGCUCCCGUCUUGCCAAGAGGCCAACCCAGUAGGACUUCAUAUUCUCUGAUAGUGGUCUGGUAGUGGUCUGGUAGUGUUGUUAGUGUGAUAGUUUCUGCUCUGUGGUUACGGUUAGGAUGGAAACAUGUUCCCAGUCCCUCCAGGGCAGCUACUCAUAGCACAUGGUUUCUGUGAAUUACAUUUUUCUGGAACAUUUUUAUUAUUAAUGAUUAUUAUUGUAACUGCGCCAUAUUAGUUUGUUUUAUUUGUUAUUUUUCGAAGAUUCAAGAUGUAUUGUAAAUGUUUCUAAUAAAACUACAUUCGAAUAAUCCGAUGUAUUUUUUU
Messenger RNA from Gadus chalcogrammus (walleye pollock), 7012 nucleotides. RefSeq names its product mex-3 RNA binding family member A (gene mex3a). Lineage: Eukaryota; Metazoa; Chordata; Actinopteri; Gadiformes; Gadidae. The record is from RefSeq and is a predicted model, not a curated record. The coding region runs from base 67 to 1497 and encodes 476 amino acids. The transcript has 2 exons. Gene Ontology annotation, molecular function: RNA binding.